Messenger RNA from Pocillopora meandrina, 3293 nucleotides. Lineage: Eukaryota; Metazoa; Cnidaria; Anthozoa; Scleractinia; Pocilloporidae. The record is from the annotation of a GenBank genome assembly.
AAGGUGGUAGGUUUGUUUACAGCCACACAGGCAUGGUACCCGGGAUCUGAUCACUACUGGCCACUAAACGAAAUAAGAUACAACCAAGUGUAUGAUCACAGGUACUUUAACGGAUGGUGGAAUGGGUAUAUCAGAGGUAACGAACAACUAAUUACUGCCUCACUGAAUCUUUGAUACUUCUUUCAAUCGAAGCGAAAAUGAGCUGGUCUUGAGAUUUGCCAACAAAUGUCAGAAGAGUCUAUUCAAUUUCAAAAAUAUUGUUCUGAUACGACAGUAAUGAUUAGUAUCAAAAUUCUCUUCACGAAGUCAGUUAAGUUCUGAUCGCUUCAUUGUUUUCUGAUUAACACAGGUAAUGCCGAGAUCACAUGGUCUUCACCUCAAAUCGGCCUAGAUCUAUAUGGUCCAGAUACAUGGAUUGACUUUGGUGUUAGAUACAACUCCUGUUAUGUGGACGUGAAAUAUUGCAACCAAACUGGUUUUAGCGUUGCAUUUUGGGUAGCUUUCCAAGAGUCUUCGACUUCGCACGGUUUAAUCGAAUUUGGAAGUGGUGAUUGCGGGCUCAGCUUCGCCCGAACACCUGAAAAUGAGAUAAAUGCAACAAUUAAAAGCAUGGAAUUAAACAUCACUUGGAGUUUGCAAAGCGUAAAUGCAAGUGUUCGUCACGGAAUGUGGCACCAUCUGGCACUGACCUGGAACGCUUCUGGUGAAGCACAUCUUUUUAUCAAUGGCACAAGGUACGCGAGUCUCAUUGCUUUUGGCUUGAAAUUUUUCGACUGUCACCUUUCUUGGUCAAGCAGUAACCAGAAGUGUAUUAGGCCUCGGGGCUUGACAUAAGGUGGCCGCUACUGGAGUCUAAAACUUUUGCAUACUAUUUCAUGCGCAUAACAUUUCGCUUAAAAAGCGAUGAUGAUCAUUACUAGGAAAAUUAUUUUUGUAGUUGAGCAUUUGCACACCUGGGUGAUUUGUUUGACCAGAUAAAAAGAGGGAGAGGCAAAUUUUCGUUUGGUUUAAUAUUAAUUGGGGGAGUAUCAAAUUACAAACAACAUUAAGGGUUUCCUCCUCUGAUCUUGACGGAAAAUAUGCCCCAUUCGAUCAAAACCCUCUCGAAUGCGAGUGCAAAAUUUGGAAACGUUUCCCUGAGGAAGGGGUAUAUUGAUUUAAGGGCAUAGCAGUCGGUAUUCUAACUCCGGAGAAACGUGAGCACACGGAUUAAGGUCGAUCGCGCAAUCUUAUUAGGCAAAGAGUGCUAUGCUGCCGCAAUAGACGACUGUCAACUGGAUUGCUGGGCAGGAAAUGGUUUAUCUUUUUCAAUGACUGGGAAAAAAAAAGCUUAAACUGGUUCUCCGUCUCUUUUUAAUAGAUUGAACAAUGUAACCAAGCUCACAAUUUCUCAUGUCUCCUGUUCUCACUCAAAUUGCACGUGUGAUUGGUCAAUGAAAGCCGGUAACGUGCCAACUUUCCGCAACUCAAGUACCCAAUCAUAUCCGUCCUUGUUGCUCGCCAGGUUGGUUUUAUGGCAUUAUGCUGUUAAUAAUGAAACAGUUCUCAAUUCAUCGCGAGGUGUACAAGGUAAGAGACUUUUACUUGAGUCAAGCAAAAUGUUUCAAAGUUUGGUUCUUUAAAAUAACUGGUAUUUAACUCCGAAACUUUAUUGCAAGAUACAACAGAUCAGUGUAAGUUGGGUCAAAGCUUUUUUAAUAAAUAAGAAUUUAUGCCACAUGAGUGUAGAAACGAAUCACAACCGAGUCCAAUAAAUAUGUAACUUAUCAAUGUGAUGAUAUUUUGGUAUUGUUGUUGAUUAUUUUUAUUAAAUCAAAGAUUGUCUUGAAAUAAAUGAAAACCUACGUUGCAAAUUCUGUUGAAAAUUUGAUGUGUCACGGAUACUUGAGAGAGGUCUUGAAAUUUUCUUUUAGGAUUAUUUCUCUCGAACAGAGGGUGCUACGGCCGUUGGAUUGCUAACUUACAAUUUUGCUACUUCAUCCCACCUAAUUCUGAAAAGACGUGGUACGAGGCGAGGGAAAGUUGUGUUAAAAAACAUCGAGGAAAUCUAGUCAGCAUUGGGAGCUUAGAGGAAGACAAUUUCUUGGAGGAUGUGCUGCUGCAGACUGGAAAUGUAUCAAGUUGUAUGUACAUUGGACUGCAGACUGGUCGUGUAGGCUUAACACCGUCUUGGGUAGAUGGCAACUUUUGGAACUUCUCAAAACUCAGCUACGACCUGGAAAAUGGCACUGAUUUGUGCGCAUACCGAGGCUCGGAUGGUUUGUGGCAUCUAUCCAACUGCAGCAAGAAAUGUCGCUUUAUCUGUAAGAGAUAUAGAGGUGGGUCCUAUGAAACAAAACUACAAAAAAACUGCCCUAAUAUCAUUAAUUUUCUUGCCUUCUUUUGUUACCAAUCAAUGGUUGGCUGUGGUUACCUUGCAUCUCGUUGGAUGUGUUUUAUUUUUUGGGCGAGUUAUGUCUUCAGAUUCACAACCUGCGUGAUUGACUUCAUAGGAGUUGUCCGCAAAUAAGACGCAAAAGCUCUGAAAAGGAGGUAAUAGUAACUUGCUUCCUGAUUUUCGCGGCUCCAUGGCAUCUAAGUUCCUAUAUUGAAAAAUCAGCUUUGCGGAUAUUAGCCACACGAAUGUGCUGUUGCUGUUGCUGUUGCUGUUGUAUCAGAAGUAAACCGAUGAAGAUUAUUAUCGGCUUGGGAUGUAUUCCAGAGCGGAAGAAAGGAAACCAAAUCCAGUCGUGGGUAACUUUUGCCCUUAACCCUUUUACCCCUACAAGUGACAAGCAUUUAAAUUCUCCUUACAAGAUCACCCCUAAAUCAAACAUUGAGGUCACAAGAAUAAAGAAAAUGAUCAUCAACUAUUAAAAAGUUCUUAAUUGUUAAACAAAUUCUCCUUGUCAGCACCUUACGAUUUGUGUAGAGAACAGUAUAGAGAAUAUGCAUACUGAUGUUAGGGUGUUAAGGGUGUUAAUUUCUCUUUAUGGACCAAACUUUUCAUCCCCUAAUUUUCUUUUAUUUCCUUAGGUGGCUUAUUCAAAAACGCCGAAUUUCGUUGUCGAGAGAGAAGAUACAACCGCCAGCUCGUAGGACACCGCUUGUCCAUACGAUGGGUGCUGAGUGAGCUGGAUUGUGCAAUGGACUGCUUGAUUUAUGGCUCAACAUGUGCAUCAUACAACUAUAAACAAAACGACUCGUCAUCAAGUAAGCAAAAUAUCUGCGAGCUUAACGACGCAAAUCAGCACAAAAAUCCCGCGAGUCUGAUCUACAGUAGAGGCUUUCAGUACUGCGAAAGAGUGUCGUAA